Messenger RNA from Theobroma umbraticum, 1623 nucleotides. It is a transcript of the gene DEG15, whose product is annotated as protease-like protein. Gene Ontology annotation, biological process: protein processing. Gene Ontology annotation, cellular component: peroxisome. The record is from RefSeq and is a predicted model, not a curated record. NCBI's taxonomy places the organism in Eukaryota, Viridiplantae, Streptophyta, Magnoliopsida, Malvales, Malvaceae. Gene Ontology annotation, molecular function: serine-type endopeptidase activity.
AAGUAGUUUCUGUUUCAGUGUUUUUUUCCAUCUCCCUCUACAACCAAAAAGCUCAUAAAAUUUUUUAUUAUAUCUCAAGGAAUUCAUUUGGUUAAUUCUUUGUGACUUUUUUUUGUCAAAAUGGGUCUUCCUGAAAUAGUAGAUUUUGCUCGGAAUUUCUCUGUUUUGGCCAGAGUACAAGGCCCUGAUCCAAAGGGGCUGAAGAUGAGGAAACAUGCCUUUCAUCAAUACCAUUCUGGUAAAACGACACUGUCAGCUUCAGGGAUGCUAUUACCUGACACCCUUUACAACACUGAGGUGGCUAAGUGUAUCUGGGACAGUGAUGGUGAUCAGAAUUUGAUGUUAGUUAUGACAGUUGCUUCUGUCGUUGAGCCGUUUCUUACAAUUCAACAUAGAGGAAACCUUUCUCAGGGUCUACCCGAGUUGAUUUCCGGUGCUCAGAUUGAUAUUAUGGUUGAGGAAAAUAUGGGAGUGAAUUUGGAUAAAGGAGCUACUUGUUGGGUUGCUGCGCGAUUGCUGAAAAUGGUUGAUGUUCCUAGAUCAUCCCUUGCUCUUCAAUCCCUUGUUGAAGCUUCUUCAGGCUCACAGGAGCAUGGGUGGGAGUUUGGUUGGUCCUUGGCUUCAACUCAUCAGCCUUCAGUGGAUGGUAUUCAGACACAGAUCAAGUAUGAUAACAAAAUUUUGAUGGAGCGCCAGAGGCUACUGGUAGAGGAAUUGAGCAAUCCUAGUCUUAUGGCCAGGUCAACAACUAGAAUCGCUAUCCUUGGAGUUAACUUGUAUUUAAAUGACCUACCAAGUAUUGGGAUAUCACCUGUGAAUAAAAGGGGAGAAUUCCUUCUGGCAAUGGGAUCUCCGUUUGGCAUCCUCUCUCCUGUGCACUUCUUUAACAGCAUAUCAAUGGGAUCUGUUGCCAACUGCUAUCCACCUAAAUCAUCUGACAGAGCAUUGCUGAUGGCUGACAUUCGAUGUCUUCCUGGAAUGGAAGGUGGUCCUGUUUUUGGUGAUCAAAACACACUAGUUGGUAUCUUGAUUAGACCUUUGAGGCAUAAGAGCAGUGAUGCCGAGAUUCAGCUAGUGAUUCCGUGGGAAGCCAUUGCAAGUGCUUGCAGUGACUUGCUGCUGAAGGAGCCACAAAUUGCAGAAAAGGGGAUUCAUAUUAACAAGGGAAACUUAAAUGCUGUAGGGACUGGAUUAUUGUAUAACAGCAAUGGUUCAAAUGAACUCUGCUGUUACAAUCAUGAUCAUCCUAAUUCAUCGUGCCCUUCACUUUUACCAAUUGAGAAGGCAAUGACUUCUAUAUGUCUUAUUACCAUUGACGAUGGUGUAUGGGCAUCAGGUGUUGUGCUCAAUGAUCAAGGCCUAAUACUCACAAAUGCUCACCUUUUGGAACCAUGGCGAUUUGGGAAAACAACUGUAGGAACUGGGACGAGAACCAAGGUGCCAUUCUUCCUACCUGAAGAAUCUGCAUCUCCUAAGGGUAAAGGAUUUAACAGGUACCAGAAAGGUAGCAUGCCACCAUUUUCACUGAAGAUUGUCAAUUCUUCUGUGGUUGAUGAGCACAAAGGCAACAAGUUGAAGUCACUUUACCAUGGCCAUAGAAGUAUACGUGUUAGACUUGGUCAU